This is a messenger RNA of Diabrotica balteata, 2403 nucleotides long. The record is from the annotation of a GenBank genome assembly. Lineage: Eukaryota; Metazoa; Arthropoda; Insecta; Coleoptera; Chrysomelidae.
GGAAGGCAGCGCACUGCCUAAGAAGAAAGUAGUGUCUCAGUUGGUGUAGUUGUUGACGACUUCGUGUGCAGUGAUAUUGUUCGUCACAGUAGAAUAUGGCAAUGACUCUCCGCAACUUUUUAUCAAUCUUUGUGAUUUUCGUGCUGUGUUUCAGUGAGAAGACAGUUAGAAGUCAGAAGAAAGCUGAUGGAGCAGACGACAAAAAAGAGGCCUUUCAAUGUCCGCAUAGUACAGGAAAUGGAAACUAUGCAGAUCCAGCUACGUGCAAAAGAUUUUACCAGUGCGUCGAUGGAUAUCCAUAUGUAAACAGAUGUCCUUCAGGUCUAUAUUUUGAUGAUAUUGCUAAAUUUUGUACCUUUAAGAAUGAAGCAAGGUGUGGACCGCUAGCAUCAACACCUGCACCAGUUACAGAAGAACCUACAGAUUUAGCAACAAAAUGUGAUCCAGAAAAGUGCGUUUUACCAUAUUGCUUCUGUUCUAAGGAUGGAACAUUGAUUCCGGGUGGUUUAGAUCCAGAAGAUACGCCACAGAUGAUCCUCUUGACAUUUGAUGGAGCAGUUAACCUAAACAACUAUGAUCAUUAUAGAAAAGUUCUUAAUCAUAAACGACAAAAUCCAAAUGGUUGUGAGAUAAGAGGUACUUUCUUUAUAUCUCACGAAUACAGUAACUACCACAUGAUACAAGAAUUAGCCAGUGAAGGACAUGAGGUAGCCACGGAGACAAUAUCGCUUCAGAGUGGAUUGGAAAACAAAGGAUUCGAGGAAUGGGUAGGUGAAAUGGUGGGCAUGAGAGAUAUACUCAAACAUCUUGCAAACAUUUCAAAAAGUGAAGUUGUGGGAAUGAGAGCACCUUUCUUAAAACCAGGAAGAAACACACAAUACAAAGUUUUAGAAGAAUUUGGAUACAUUUACGACAGUUCUAUAGGAGUACCUGCACUUCCUGUACCAGUAUGGCCAUAUACAUUGGAUUACAAAAUACCCCACGAGUGCAAAUCUGGUACAUGUCCUACUAAAACAUUCCCAGGUGUUUGGGAGGUUCCUCUAAACACUCAUUACGUAGAAGGUUUUGAAGGAGGACACUGUCCAUAUCUAGACCAAUGCGUACUUCAUAACCACGAUGCUGACGAUGUAUUCGAGUGGCUGCAAGAAGAUUUCUUAAGAUACUACGAUCAAAAUAGGGCUCCUUACAUGAUGCCUUUCCAUACCAACUGGUUCUCAAUUAAAGAGCUGGAGCAGGGCUUGCACAAGUUUUUAAAUUGGGUACAAACCUUACCUGACGUGUGGUUUGUAACAAAUACCCAAGCACUAACAUGGAUGACGGACCCAAAGCCAAUUAACCAACUAAAAAGCUACGAACCGUGGGAUUGCAAAAAAAGAGAAAAUUUACCGCCCAAACCAUGUAAAAUUCCCAACAAGUGCGCGCUGGCCUUCAAACGACCAGAGCUGAACAUUACAGACACUCGCUACCUUGAAACCUGCAACGAUUGCCCAAAUCAGUAUCCUUGGUUGGAUGACUCUAGUGGUUCUGGUAUACCAGGGAAAGACAAUUAUGUUCCUGAUAAUGUUAGGAAAUGAAUUUUAUGUACUGAGUGUUUUAAAUCAUUACCGUCAAAGAAAUAGUCCUACUAAUAUUCAAUAAAAUAUAAAAAUGUAAAAAGGAAUGAAUUUUGUAUAAAAUGUGUACAAAAAGUAAUAUAAUUUGUAAUAUUACCAUUUUUUAUAGAUGAAGCAAAAUGUUUUUAAUUUUAAUUUACGUGAAUCAGAAAUAUACCAGGUGUAUCAUUCAUACAGCUCGUCUAUUUUUUUCCUGCACCAUCUAGGAUUAAGUGCGGUUUUUGGUCUGUAACUUUUGGUUUUUCGGCAUUCUUCAGGAAUUGUUAGAAACAAAAAUAUUUUUUUUUCAUUUUCUUCUUUUGUUAUGACAACUUUAAACUAAGUAACAUAAGAACAAAAGAUAAUGUAAUUUAAUAGAUUAUAUAAAAUAUAAUAAAUAUGCAGGGUGCACUAUUAAAAAAUAGAUUUCUAGGAUAAUUUGAAAUUAUGACGAACUAGGUAUAAUUCUGAUUGACGUAUAUAGAUAACUAAAAUAUUUUGAUAAACUCUGCAUAAUAUAUCGAAAUAUUAGCAAGUUAUGUUAUUUUUUUAGUACUUUACGAGAGCAGCAAAUGUGUGCGUCAAUUCCUGUUAUGUGUGUAUGAAAGGCAUCUAUUUCUUUAUUGAUGUGUUUUAGCAUAGUUAUUUAUACAUAAAAGUAAUUGAUUAUAAACUCGCAAUUACUAAGCCACAUGUUUAGGACGUAAAUUAAAAAAAAUUGGUAUGAAAAUCAAACAGUCACAGAUUACAAAUUCUUAUUGGUAUUAUUUAAUUUAUAUUAAAUAUUUCAAAAUAUAUAGUAUGUAUAAUU